Molecule: messenger RNA, 2583 nt
Organism: Rubroshorea leprosula
Lineage: Eukaryota; Viridiplantae; Streptophyta; Magnoliopsida; Malvales; Dipterocarpaceae
Source: the annotation of a GenBank genome assembly
GUGUUCGGUUUUAAGUUCACAUUAUCCUAAUGUCUUCAUUCAGAGUCUGCGUUUCUUUGAUCGGAAAAUCAAUGGGAGGCUUUCUAAGGUUUCUCAUAUGUUCAAUCUUGUUCUCCAUUAUAAGUAGAGCUGCUGCAGUAGAUACUAUUGCUCCACGUCAAUCAAUCAAAAAUGGUGAAACUCUAGUUUCGUCCAACGGAAGAUUUGAGCUUGGAUUCUUCAGACCUGGAAGUUCCAACCUGUACUUGGGGAUAUGGUACAAGAAACCAGCAACUGGGACUGUUGUGUGGGUGGCUAAUAGAGAAAAUCCACUUUCUGAUGGUGAAGGGGUUCUAGUUCUGUACCCAAAGGGAACUCUUGCUCUUCUCAAUAGCACAAAGGGUGUCAUUUGGUCAUCCAACACAUCCAGAAGUGCAGAAAAUCCAGUUGCACAGCUCUUGGACUCGGGAAAUCUAGUUGUGAAAGACGAAAAGCCAGAAAACUAUCUGUGGCAGAGUUUUGAUUAUCCUUCUGAUACAUUACUACCAGGAAUGAAGCUUGGAAAAAACUUCAAAACUGGGCUUGACAGGUUUUUAUCAUCGUGGAGAAGCACAGAUGACCCAGCUCCAGGUCAAUACUCUGCACGUAUAGACACUAGAGGGUUUCCACAACUACUAAUUGAAAAGGGAUCUAAAAUUCAGCACCGAGUAGGGCCAUGGAAUGGUAAUGGUUUUGAAAUGUUAACUUCUUAUGUUAAGCCAAAUCUAAUUACUACGCAUGAAUAUGAGUUAAAUGACGAAGAGGUCUUUGUAUGGAGGGGGAAUCAUGAUUGGGAGCUUCUGUUGAUGCGUCCCCUGGGUCUUUGCCAAAACUAUGCUUUCUGUGGAAAUUUUGCUAACUGCAAUAUUAAUAGAUCUGCUGUAUGUUCAUGCCUGGAAGGAUUUGUGCCCAAAUAUCCAUUAGAUUGGAUCUCAGGAAAUUGGUCUGGUGGGUGUGUUAGAGAAACUCCCUUGGAUUGUGAUAAAGAUGUGUUUCUCAAGCAUACAGGGUUGAAAUGGCCGGAUACAUCCAUUUCCACAGUAAACAAGACAAUGACCCUCAAGGAAUGUGAGCAAAUGUGUUUGACAAACUGCUCCUGCACAGCAUAUGCAAAUGCAGAUAUCAGAGCUGGGGGAAGUGGAUGCUUGCUGUGGUUUGGUGACUUGAUUGAUAUAAGAGAACUCACAGAGGCUAGGGAAGACUUCUAUAUACGGCUGGCAUCUUCAGAGACGGCUCAUCCUGAGUCGACAAAGAAAUUGAGGAAGAGGAAGCUAGUAGCAAUCAUAGCAAGCUCUAUUAUCCUUGGCACUGGAAUCAUAAUAUUGGGGUUUGUUCUCCUUUUAAGGAAGGAAAAACAUAGUAAAGAAGGACUGAAAAAAAGGGAUUUCAGAAAGGAUUAUGUGAAAUGUGGACAGAAGGAAGAGAUGGAGUUGCCGAUGUUUGAUUUGAAAACAGUAGCUAGUGCUACAAAUAACUUUUCAAACAAUAACAAACUGGGACAGGGUGGCUUUGGUACUGUGUACAAGGGUACAUUGUUAGAAGGGGAGCAAGAAAUAGCAGUAAAGAGACUAUCAAGGAGUUCCGGACAAGGACAUCAAGAGUUCAAGAAUGAAGUUAUCUUGAUUGCAAAGCUUCAGCAUCGAAAUCUUGUAAAGCUUCUUGGUUGUUGCAUUGAAGGAGAUGAAAAAAUGUUAAUCUACGAGUACUUGCCAAAUAAAAGUUUGGAUUGCUUUAUUUUUGAUAAAGAAAGAAGCAAGCAAUUAGACUGGAAUAGGCGUUUAAGCAUUAUUGGUGGAAUUGCUCGAGGACUUCUUUAUCUUCAUCAAGAUUCUAGAUUGAGGAUCAUUCAUAGAGAUCUCAAAGCUGCCAAUGUUUUACUAGAUGGUGAAAUGAACCCAAAAAUUUCAGAUUUUGGCUUGGCCAAAUCAUUUUGGGGAGAGCAAACCGAGGCCAAUACGAAUAAAGUGGUUGGAACAUAUGGUUACAUGUCUCCUGAGUAUACUGUGGAUGGACUUUUCUCAGUUAAAUCUGAUGUUUUUAGUUUUGGGGUUUUGGUACUUGAGAUAGUAACUGGGAAGAGGAACAGGGGAUUUUGGCACCCAGAUCAUGAUCAUAAUCUUCUUGGACAUGCAUGGAUAUUGUGGACAGAAGGGAGGCCAAUGGGACUAGUUGAGAAUGUCCUUGGUGAUUUUACUGCACCAUCAGAAGUUAUGAGAUGCAUUCAUAUCGGGCUGUUAUGUGUACAGCAAAGACCAGAAGAUAGGCCAGACAUGUUAUCUGUGGUUCUAAUGUUGAGAGGAGAGAGUGCAUUGCCUGAACCAAAGCAGCCUGGGUUUUUCACAGGAAGGAAUCUUCCUAUCGUUAAUUCUUCAGGAUGCAAGACUGGAUCAAGUUCAAUAAAUGAGGUUUCAAUUACUCAGUUAGAUGGACGCUAGAGGGUAAUUCAAAUAUCAGUGAUGAUUAUAUGCCAAAGUUGUAAGGGUUUUAUUGCUAUUAUUAUUAUUGUUGUUAUGAGUAAUUUUUGAAGUUAAAACGUAUAAGAAUGGAUAAAGGGUUUAUUUAUUU